AUGAAUAAAUUAAGUAGAGGAAUAGCUAGAUAUGGAUUUAGACAGAAAAAUAAUCAUAAACCUAGGCCUCCAGAAUCAUAUGUAUCUUCUCUGCAGUGUAUUAAAGUAAAUGGAUGUAGAAACAUUGUAGAUAUCAGAAAACUUGUUAAACAAAAGUGGAUAAAAAGGCUCUCAGAGCAGGUUUGGUAUGAUAAUAAUACUAAAGAUACUACUAGCAAGGAUGUAUGGUUAGAGUUUGAGUAUGUAACGUCAGGAGUAUCUAAAAAGUUAUUACUAAAUGAUCUCAUGGAAGUAGGUAAAGCCUUGAUAGAUGAAUUGAGAACUAUAUAUAGGAAAACUCAUUCAUCAGAUAAGGAUCAGUCCUGGCUUUGGAAUCUGGCAAAUAGUACAAAGACUACAUUAAAAGAUAGAGUUGAAUCAUGCUGUGCUAUAAUUCAGCAGAAUGUAAUAUUAGGAUCUUUUGAAUUAGAACAGCUACUAAAUUUGGCUGGUCAGAUAUCACACAAAUCUGGGUUUUUGAAAACACUAGAUACAAUAUUAACUAUAAUUCUAAAUAAAGAUAUCUUUCCUCAAACACGGGAACUUGUAUCUAUUUGUAAUCAAAAAAAAAUAGUAAACUUUUUAAUUAAUAUUUCAGAUAAUUUAGAAGUAUCAAAAGAAUCAACCACUUUAAAAAUUCCAUUAUCUGAAUUUCUUCAAAUUUACUUCGAAGAUUAUUUAAAAAAGUGGCUAGCGAAAUUUAUACAGGUUAUUAUAAGAUCUGUAGAUGACCCUCUAUGGACCAUUAGAAAAAAGAUUUUGGUAAUGAUUUUUCAUAUUGCAAAGAAUAUCAAAGAACAACGUAUUACUCUAAUCUAUACCUUAAUACAUAAAUUUGGUGAUAAAGAAGACAAGAUAGCCUCAUUUUCUACUUAUUUACUGGGUUCUAUGUUACAAAAUAGAAAAGGUGCAGAUUUACUAUAUAUAAUAGUCAAUUGCUUAUCUGAUCACAUAUGUAGAUCCUUGGAAACUUUUUCUAAAAUUUUGGGUUCAGAUUCUACAAUAUCACAUCAAAAUCAUCCUGUAUUUAGAGAGGUUUAUCGCUUGACUCUAUUUGCUUCAGAAAUCAAAUUAAAUAGAAGCUAUAAUUUUUAUGCUUUAGGUAAUGAGUAUAAGUUUAGUAAAGAUCAAAGCUUAAAUUGGAAUUUAAAUAACUUAACUCCUCCAAUAAUUGUACUUCGUAUUUGCUUGACAACUCUGAAGAUUAUUGUUGCACCAAAACCUAUAAAAAAUAAGAGAAAUAGAACUAAUAUUAAAAAACAUGAACUUCCUUCUUCUAACUUCAGUCUGUCAGUUGGACAACCGAUGUACCGUUUAUUAAGAGUUGCAUUAAAUGGCAUAAAUAGAUCUUUACCAUAUGCAGAAUCACAGAUAAGAAUUUUAAGAAAUAGAUCAGUCUCUAAGGGAUUAUCUCAAAAUUUUAGUGAAAUUGAUACAAUAUUCGGAGAUUUUGAAAACGAAUAUAUUCCAAAGCUAUACUAUAUAUGUCAUACUAUAGAAUGUGCAUCUAUCCGUAUAGUUAUUCUCGGAGUCAUGUAUAGAAUAUUAAAGACACUAAAUAUCCUUGGGGAUCGUUAUUAUCGUUUAUUUUAUUCACAAUUAUUAUAUAUGCCUAUAUACUCUGCAAAGAAUAAAAAAUUACUUGUUGCUUUAACAUGGAGAGUUAUAAAUGAGGAUUGUAAUUAUAAUGGGAAGCGUGCCUUAUCUAUAAUUAAACGAGCCUUCCAAGUUUCAAUACAAAAUUUUGAUGUUUCAAUGGCUUUAUCAUUUUUAGUUAUCCUGGUAAAUAUUCUACUAUAUAGUAAUUUAGAAGAUAUUACUUCUAUACAUAAGAAAGAAAAAAAAGGAAGUGAAUUGUUUAUUGAUGAAGAUAAUUUGGAAAAAAGUGAAGUAGAUAAUUUAAAAUCAUCAUCAUUAGUAUUUAAAUCUGUUAUUACAAAAACUGAUUUUGAACUUCUUCAGGAAGAUGAAGAAGAGCACUUUAUUGAUUUAUCAGAUAGUGAAAAUGAUAACUUUAAAGAGACUAAUAAGAGAAGUGAACAAUCAAUAAAAACUAGUAAGGUUAAACAUAACUUGGCAUAUUGUCCUACAAAAAGAGAACCACUUUAUUCAAAUGCAAUAAAUUCGCAUCUCUGGGAACUGGAGCUAAUGAGAUCUCAUUUUCAUCCUCUAAUAGCUGAUAUAGCUAGAAAAUGUUUAAUCAUAUGUAAUGAUGGACUGCAAAUAAAUUAUGAAAAUAAGGUAAUAUUACAAAAUAUAUCAAAGACACUAAUGCAACUCAAAUUUUCAAAGAAGUCCUUAGCAACAGAUUCCGACAAUAUAUUACCAAAAAUAUUUGAAAUAACAUCCUUACCUUUAUUUCUCCAGAUACUAAGUUAUAAUCCAGUAGAUAUCAACUUGUUAUUAAUGAAAGAUUUGAAAGAAAGUAAUUCAAAUAGUACGACUCAAAAAAAUACAAGAAUAAAUGAAUUUAAAAAGUGGGAUAACGAAAUUCCUAUGCAUCUUUAUUUCUACAAACAUUUUUUCCAAGAUCCUGUUGUUAUCCAAAGGUCACGAUUAAAAGAAAAAAAUAAAUUGAAUGAUGACUAUGAUGAUUUCCAAAUAGAAGGUGAUGAUGACGGUGGUAAAAAGAAAUUAUCAUACUACAAUGAUGAGGAUCAAAUCAUUGAUUCAUUAAUUGAGAAUAUGAUUGGAGUUGAUGAUGAUGAAGUUGAUGAAUUAGAUGAAAUUGAUGAUGAUGAAGAAUUUGAUAAAUUAGAUGAAAUUGAUGAUGAUGAAGAAUUUGAUGAAUUAGAUGAAAUUGAUGAUGAUGAAGAAUUUGAUGAAUUAGAUGAAAUUGAUGAUGAUGAAGAAUUUGAUGAAUUAGAUGAAAUUGAUGAUAAUGAAGUUGAUAACCAAGAUUUUAGUUUAGAUGACAAUGGAGGGCUUGGAGUAAAUGGAGAAAUUUCAGAUGAGAUAGAUAGUAGUCAUUUUUUGAGAGGCAAAAUUGGUGACUUGAAACUAAAUAGUAAAAGUGGCAAUAAGACUGACAUAUUACCAAAAAUCUCUAACAAAAAAAGGAGAUUUCCAAAGCCUAGGGACUUGCAAACUUAUUUUAUUGAUGCAGAUGAGAUGGAAAAAUAUUUAUCAUAG
Messenger RNA from Cryptosporidium muris RN66, 3171 nucleotides. RefSeq names its product CBF/Mak21 family protein. The transcript has a single exon. The record is from RefSeq and is a predicted model, not a curated record. The coding region runs from base 1 to 3171 and encodes 1056 amino acids. NCBI's taxonomy places the organism in Eukaryota, Apicomplexa, Conoidasida, Eucoccidiorida, Cryptosporidiidae. Gene Ontology annotation, cellular component: nucleus.